This is a messenger RNA of Porites evermanni, 1071 nucleotides long. The record is from the annotation of a GenBank genome assembly. NCBI's taxonomy places the organism in Eukaryota, Metazoa, Cnidaria, Anthozoa, Scleractinia, Poritidae.
AUGACUGAGAUUAUACCCGAGCAAGUUGUUGAUCUUUCAAACUGCACUCACCUCUCACCUGCCGGCGCCGAUGAGGAGCACAGUGAUGCAAGGCUCUGGGAUGAGAGAGAAGAGCGUGAAAGAUUUCACGGUGGACAAACUUCUGGCGACGAAUGUAAAAAGAGUGGAACUGAAAUGGAUCCGGAGUAUGAUGACCAUGAGUCAUCAACAACGUUAAGGCGAAGCGAAUCUCCGUCAGAGAGCUCCCACAGAACAGAAUGCAGCACAGACGACCCUGAUGUCAAACCAACGCACUCAUACAUCGCGCUGAUUGCAAUGGCAAUUUUGAGCUGCCCCAACAAAAAGAUGAUUCUAGGUGAUAUCUACCAGUACAUCUCAGAUAACUUCCCAUAUUACAGGAACAAGGACAAGAGUUGGAGGAACAGUAUUCGACACAACUUGUCUCUCAACGAGUGCUUCAUCAAAGCGGGUCGCAGCGAAAACGGCAAAGGUAACUACUGGGCCAUACAUCCUGCGAAUCUUGAAGACUUCGCAAACGGAGAUUUUCGACGUAGAAGAGCACGGAGACGCGUUCGAAGAAGCAAUCCUUUUAAGUUUGGCAUCGGUUCCUCCCAGGCUCCGUAUUAUAGAGGUGUAGGUUCGUUCUCUUCGUCCUUCUUUCCCUAUCGAGGUGAUGACUCAGGCAGGCUACUUCCAAGUUUAACGUAUAUCCGUCCAGCGAAAAAGAGCUUUGCUAUUGACAGCAUCGUGGGUUCCUGCGACUCUUCAUACUUCUACAGCCCUAUAUCAGUAAGAUCGUACCCUUCGUUGAGCCUACAAAGCAAUCGAGAAUACCUUGGAGGUUCCUCUCGCUCGCUUCUAUUACACAGCUCUCCAACGCUCGCCUCUUGUGUUGCUGAAGUUUCCUCGACAUCUGUACCAAAUUAUGUCAGCAAAUCGUUGGAAACGUCCGCGUUUUCUGCUUAUCUUGGCUCUAAGGGUGUUGUCCAAAAACCGCAGAGCUUUAGGCCAGAGACUUGGCAAGAAACACUGUCCAAGUUACAAGAGCAACUAAGGAAAGCAUCUCCAUGA